GCUGGCCUCCUUCUCUUGCAGUACCGUGCAGUAAGGCCGUGCUCACUUCUGUGACUUGGACGUUCGUAGAGGGCAGGAAACAAUCAGGUCACAGGAGUUCAUUUCGCUGCGUGGCAAAUCUUGCAGAAGCAUUUAACUUUUUCAUCCCUCAUCUUAAAAAGUAACCUUGACUUUCAGGAUAAGGAAAACAAAGUGCCUGCAAGUAUAACCAAACGUCUGAAUCACGAGCAGAAAGUUACCCAGGAAGAAGAACUUAAAGAAGAAUUCAUAAGUUCAUAAUCAGCCUUGCAGGGAGAGAGGGAAAUCGCAGCUAUGAAUGAAACGGGAGACGAGAUUGUGGAGCAUGAACAGCGUAGCACGAGUUUUUCCAAGACAAGUACCAUAAUGAAGUUUAGUAAACAGAACGGUGCUAAUGGCAUCGGCAUAACAGAUCACAUACUUAGCAAUGGUAUUUCAAGUGUCAAUAAUAAUCAGUUAAAUGGACCAGAAUUGACAGCAAGAGCAACUCUUACUGCUGGAAGCAGUGACCCAGAAGUUCGGGACUCUCAUGUUCAGACAACGAUUUCUGCAGAGAAUGCGGAUUUGCUUAACGGACCUGACCAAGUGCUUCCAGCAACAGGAUUGUUUACAUCGAACGCCAAUGGCCGUGUUAAAAUACGAUGUGAAGAGAGUGGUAUGGGCACCAGGGAACCCAUCUCUGUACCUGGACUUUUGCACAAGAUAGCUCAAGAAUACCCUAAUCAUCCAGCACUUGUUUCCAAACGUGAAGAUGGUCAAUGGAAGGAAAUGACAUAUAAAGAAUAUGAAGCUUCUGUGAGGACAUGUGCAAAAGGAUUCCUGAAGCUAGGGCUGAAGCGAUAUCAUUCUGUCUGCAUCCUGGGCUUCAAUUCACCAGAAUGGUUCUUUUCUUAUUUGGGUGCUAUGUAUGCUGGUGGCUUUGCUGCAGGAAUUUAUACAACAAAUUCAUCAGAGGCUUGCUAUUACUGUGCUGUAAGAAGCUACGCUAAUAUUAUUGUAGUGGAGGACAAGAAGCAGUUGGAUAAAAUUCUGGACUUCAAAGACAAGCUUCCGGAGCUUAAAGCUAUAGUGCAGUACCAUGACAAACCUGAAGUUGAAGGAGUUAUCAGUUGGGAAGAACUGAUGAAGCUGGGACGUGGAGAGCCAGACGUACAUCUGAACAACGUACUGAAAACAAUUGGUGUCAAUGAGUGCUGCUCAAUUGUAUUCACUUCUGGGACAGUUGGUAACCCAAAGGCUGCCAUGUUGAGCCAUGACAACUUUACAUGGGAUGCGAAAACCAUUGCACAAUAUAUGGGAGUUUCCAAAGGAAAUGAAGUCCUUGUCAGUUUCCUGCCACUUAGUCAUGUAGCAGCACAGAUUUUGGACUUUCACAUUUCUAUAGCAGCUGCAGCAACAGUCUACUUCGCUGACAAAGAUGCCCUUAAAGGAAGUCUGGUGAAAACUCUUCAGGAGGUUCGUCCUACUCGGUUCCUUGCUGUACCUCGAGUCUGGGAGAAGAUUUAUGAGAAGAUGCAAGAAAUUGGCAGGCAGUCAGGUGUGAUUAAAAGAGCUAUUGCAACUUGGGCAAAGGGACAUGGACUUCAGCAUUACCUUGACAAGAUGAAUGGAAUUGACAGCAACACGUUUUCAUACAUGCUAGCCAAAAGACUCAUAUUCUCUCGAAUCAAGCAAGCCUUGGGUUUGGAUCGCUGUGUCACUGCACUCUCAGGAGCUGCACCAAUCUCUGUUGACAUCAAGAAAUACUUCUGGAGCAUUGACAUUCCACUUAUGGAUGCAUUUGGAAUGACGGAAACUACUGGAGGACACACACUCAAUAAUGAGAAGGAAUUUAGGUUAGAGGCUACAGGAAAGAAAAGAGAUGGUGUUUACUCCAAGAUUAUGUAUGCUGAUGAAGAUCAACAGGGAGAGGUGUGUAUUAAUGGGCGGCACGUUUUCAUGGGCUACCUGGAUGACCCUGAAAAGACUUCUGAAGUUUUUGAUGAGGAAGGAUGGCUUCAUACAGGAGAUCUUGGAAAGAUCGAUGAAAAUGAUUUUCUAUAUCUCACUGGCAGGAUUAAGGAGCUGAUUAUCACAGCUGGAGGCGAGAACAUUGCACCAGUUCUGAUUGAAGAAGAAGUGAAGGCUCAACUUCCAUGCCUCAGCAAUGCAAUGCUCAUUGGAGACAGAAAAAAAUUUCUUUCAAUUCUUCUCACAUUAAAGACUGAAAUGAAUUUAGAGACUGGUGAGCCUCUGGAAGAAUUAGCACCAGUCACAAAGCAGUGGUGUAAGGAGCUCGGCUUGGAAGCUAGUACUGUGAAAGAUGUUCUGAAUGGAGCAAACAAACAGGUCAUGGAUGCAAUACAGAAAGGCAUUGAUCAAGCAAAUGCCAAGGCAAUAUCCAAUGCACAACGUGUACAGAAAUUCCAGAUACUUCCUCAUGACUUCUCAAUUCCUACUGGGGAGAUAGGGCCAACAAUGAAGCUGAAACGUAAUGUUGUUUUAAGGAAAUAUGCAGACAUCAUUGAAAGGUUCUACCAAGAAACAUAACAAGAUAAUGGCAGAACCUACUUACUAUAUGCCCACAUGAAGCCAUCGGUACUUUCAGUGAUCUUCUAGACAACUGAGUACUAUAAUUUUCUGUUUUUGCUGGGAUUCCAUUCCAAAAUGAGGUGCUAUCUCCAAACAAAUAAGGUACACAGUAGUAUACUGUGUUAUGUAUUUGUUUCUUAUGUACUUACAACAUUUCUUCUAGCUAUCAUGAUAAAAUAGUGCUAGAGACAUUCGACUGUAUUAUCUAGAGAUGAGCCUUAGUAUGUUGAAGUGGUAUGAAAUGUUUAUAUAGGAACCAAGACACUCUUGUUACAUAUCAUAUUUUAUAGAAAUUAAGACUGUAAUGCAUAGCAAAGUUGGUGAUAAAUAAUAAAUAUUUUUUUUCUGCGUUCUACUUAGUUUAUCGUGCAUAUUUAUGGCAAAAUUAACGUUUAAAGUUACAAAGUUCUAUACAUUCCUGGGAUUCAAAUUAUUGUUAUGAGUUAUGUUGCAAGGAGAAAUAAACUAUAUUGAGACCUGCA
Molecule: messenger RNA, 3071 nt
Organism: Cryptotermes secundus
Lineage: Eukaryota; Metazoa; Arthropoda; Insecta; Blattodea; Kalotermitidae
Product: very long-chain-fatty-acid--CoA ligase bubblegum
Exons: 17
Coding region: 313-2547 (744 amino acids)
Cellular component (GO): membrane; endoplasmic reticulum
Molecular function (GO): long-chain fatty acid-CoA ligase activity
Source: RefSeq, a predicted model, not a curated record